AUGCACGUAGAUGAGAGUCAGGAAGGAGAGGAGAACGAAGGAGGAGAGCAGGAGCAGGAGCAGGAGCAGGAGCAGGAGCAGGAGCAGGAGCAGGAGCAGGAGCAGGAGCAGGAGCAGGAGCAGGAGCAGGAGCAGGAGCAGGAGCAGGAGCAGGAGCAGGAGCAGGAGCAGCAAACGGAACAGCAAACUUCGCAGACACAGUUCAUGCUGGAGGCCAUCGAGGCUGCGGAGAGGUACCGAGACAAGGGAGGCGGGACAGACAUGCUAAGUUCCGACGACGAGGACAUUCCUGAGGAAGACCGAGCAGCUCUUGACAACGUCAUCGAGGAGUACUUGGAGGAGCUAGAAGCCAACAGCUUCGACAACCCUCCUUGCCGGUAUGACGGUCAUCCUGACGUGCUGGUGGCUGGAGGACGAGGAGUGAACGUGACCGAUCAGCCUUUGCUGCAGAGCUACAGCUUCAGUCAGGAUCGGUGGAGGAUAGAAAUGUCCAUGGGUUUCAGCCGCCUCCAUCCUGCCGCUUGCGCCUGGCGAGGGAGCAUGCUUGUCUUUGGAGGGCUCGAGUCGACCCAUCCCCUCGACGUGGUGGAGAGGUUCGACAGAGGGAGCGGUCGGUGGUUCCUGGAGGGCCGCAUGCCGGAGCCGUUGUUCGGCUGCGGGGCGAUAGAGCUACAGAACAGAAUCUACGUGGUAGGAGGAAGAGAUCGAAACUAUCGGACGCUCGCGACUGUGAGGAGUUGGGAUCCGAGGGAGGGCAAGUGGCAAGUAGCAGGCGAGUCUGGGGGGGAGCCUGACCGCUGCUGCAGGAGGAGGGAGGCAGACAUGCUGGGCCCUCGCGCGAUGUUUGGAUGCUGCAAGCUCGACGGCCGGUUCUACGUCGCAGGAGGACAGGAUGUCUCGGUCAACAAGAUGCUCAAAGAUGGAGCAGACCUCUACCUCGACACCGUGGAGAGCUUCCAGCCCCUGGGGUCGCUCAGCAUAUGGAGGAAGGAGCCUUCACUGCGGCAGAGGCGGAGUGGACCCGCGAUGGUGGCGUUCCGGGGACGACUCUUCGUCAUCGGAGGGUUGAACUCAGAGGACUUUGGCAUGAUGGAUGUUGACAGUCUUGACCCCACCUUUGACAUGGACUGGAGGAAGGAGCCGGACCUCCUCUUUGCUCAUGCAGGGGCAUCUGCUGUAGCGACCUCCGACGAGAUUCUUGUGCUGGGAGGGUCGAACGUCGUUCCAGGCUCCUUCAUGACGGUGUGCGAGCGAUACACGAGGAGGAAACUAGCGAAGGAGGGCGAGGGGCAAGGAAAGGGCAAGAGGAGAUGGCAGCUGAUGCCUUGCCUCCCCUUCUCCACUGAGGGGGCAGCUGCUUGUAUCUUUAUCUAG
Messenger RNA from Guillardia theta CCMP2712, 1374 nucleotides. RefSeq lists its product as hypothetical. The record is from RefSeq and is a predicted model, not a curated record. Bases 1 to 1374 code for a protein of 457 amino acids. The transcript has 5 exons. Gene Ontology annotation, molecular function: protein binding. NCBI's taxonomy places the organism in Eukaryota, Cryptophyceae, Pyrenomonadales, Geminigeraceae.